GCAGGGGCUAACUUUUCAGAAAAUCCAUCAAUCUGGAGAGCAAAGUGCCUGACCACGGAAAGCAUCUUUGCUUUCUAGCCCUGGAGGGGUCAGCCGGAGUACAGCAAGAGAGGAAGAAAGAAAAUCUGCUCUCUGCCUCCAAGGCGCUUACAGUUCAAAUGACUAGAGAGGCCGAACGGGCAGUGCCGCGAGCCAGGAACGACCCUCCUGCAGCCAUGGAGAGCGGGAUGCAGCUCUUGAACCGGGACGGUCACAGCAUCUCCCACAAUUCCAAGCGGCACUACCACGACGCCUUCGUCUGCAUGAACCGCAUGCGCCAGCGGGGCCUGCUCUGCGACAUCGUGCUGCACGUGGCCACCAAGGAGAUCAAGGCCCACAAAGUGGUCUUGGCCUCCUGCAGCCCGUACUUCCACGCCAUGUUCACAAAUGAGAUGAGCGAAAGCCGGCAGACUCACGUAACGUUGCACGACAUUGACCCCCAAGCUUUGGAGCAACUGGUCCAAUACGCCUACACUGCUGAGAUUGUGGUGGGAGAAGGGAACGUGCAGACGCUGCUUCCUGCUGCCAGCCUCUUGCAGCUGAACGGGGUGCGAGACGCUUGUUGCAAGUUCCUCUUGAGUCAGCUGGAUCCGUCCAACUGCCUGGGCAUCCGGGGUUUCGCAGAUACGCACUCCUGCAGCGACCUGUUGAAGUCGGCCCACAAAUACGUCCUGCAACACUUUGUGGAUGUGUCCAAGACGGAAGAGUUCAUGCUUCUGCCUCUCAAGCAGGUGCUGGAUUUGAUCUCCAGUGACAGCCUCAAUGUGCCCUCAGAGGAGGAGGUCUACCGAGCUGUCCUGAGUUGGGUUAAGCAUGACGUGGACAGCAGAAGGCAGCAUAUCCCCCGACUCAUGAAGUGUGUCCGUCUCCCCCUCCUAAGCCGCGACUUCUUGAUGAGCAAUGUUGACACGGAGCUGCUCGUCCGGCACCAUUCGGAGUGCAAAGACCUCCUCAUCGAGGCGCUCAAGUACCACCUCAUGCCAGAGCAGAGGGGGGUCCUGAGCAACAGCCGAACCCGCCCCCGGCGUUGUGAGGGGGCCAGCAUGGUGCUCUUCGCCGUCGGAGGAGGCAGCCUGUUUGCUAUCCAUGGAGACUGUGAGGCCUACGACACCAGGACGGACCGCUGGCACAUGGUCGCCUCCAUGUCCACCCGCCGGGCCAGGGUCGGCGUCGCUGCCAUCGGCAACAAGCUGUACGCUGUGGGCGGCUACGAUGGAACCUCCGACUUGGCCACGGUAGAAUCGUAUGACCCCGUCACCAAUUCUUGGCAGACGGAAGUGUCCAUGGGAACCAGACGGAGUUGUUUAGGGGUGGCGGCCUUGCACGGGCUCCUCUAUGCCGCCGGAGGAUAUGACGGGGCUUCAUGCCUUAACAGCGCUGAGAGGUACGAUCCGCUGACCGGCACCUGGACCUCGAUUGCCGCCAUGAGUACCAGGAGGAGAUACGUCCGGGUGGCCACACUGGACGGCAACCUCUAUGCUGUUGGAGGAUACGAUAGCUCAUCGCACUUGGCAACCGUGGAGAAGUACGAGCCGCAGAUCAAUACGUGGACUCCGAUUGCCAACAUGCUCAGCCGCCGCAGCAGUGCUGGCGUGGCUGUUUUGGAAGGGAUGUUGUACGUGGCAGGUGGCAACGAUGGGACCAGCUGCCUUAAUUCGGUGGAACGCUACAAUCCAAAAACCAACACGUGGGAAAGCGUGGCACCCAUGAACAUCCGGAGGAGCACCCAUGACCUGGUGGCCAUGGACGGCUGGCUGUACGCGGUCGGAGGCAACGACGGGAGCUCCAGCCUGAAUUCCAUUGAGAAGUACAACCCACGCACGAACAAGUGGGUGGCCGCCUCGUGCAUGUUCACCCGUCGCAGCAGCGUGGGCGUGGCUGUGCUGGAACUCCUCAACUUCCCGCCCCCUUCCUCGCCCACCCUGUCGGUGUCCUCGACGAGUCUUUGACAAAGAGUCCGGUCACACCUCGCCUCGAGGGGACUGCAGCAUCUGUCGGAGCGCCAAGCCGGCCUGGCCUGACCCCUGCGGCAGCCACUCCCUGUGACGAGAGGGCGGUGAAGAGGUGGAGGUGCUGCGUCGAGACCUUUUUAGUAAUAACUUUUUUUCCCUAGGGGGGCCGUUUCUGGCUCUUGUGGUGCAGCUCCGAGCGUGGAUCUAGACCACAACUCCUUAAAAACAACAACAACAAAGAAUCCAGAGCCCUCUUGGUUUUCACCACCUAUUUCAUCAUCAUUCGGCUGAUUCUGCCUGGUCCUUCCAGACCCGUCUCGGCGAUCUCCGACUUCCCCGAUUGGA
This is a messenger RNA of Elgaria multicarinata webbii, 2336 nucleotides long. It is a transcript of the gene KLHL17, whose product is annotated as kelch like family member 17. The transcript has 13 exons. Gene Ontology annotation, molecular function: protein binding. Lineage: Eukaryota; Metazoa; Chordata; Lepidosauria; Squamata; Anguidae. The record is from RefSeq and is a predicted model, not a curated record. Bases 159 to 1988 code for a protein of 609 amino acids.